GUUUACUAUCAAACAGAAGAGGAAAUGUGUGCUGGUGUUAUGUAGCUAAGGAUGGCUAAAAUGUAAUUAUUUUUAAAGCAAUGAUAUAUUAAAAGUCCAGAUAUGGCUGAGUUUCCUGAACAAGGAUAUCGACGGUCGGACACCGGUUUAUGACUCAGUCUUCACCUCCCCGGCUUGUACCUGAGGAGCUGCUGAGGACAGUAAGGAUGCUGCUGAAGAUGCCCCAGAAGCUGCUGAAGACUGCCAACUUCAUCGAGCUGGGCAGCUACCAGCACUGGCCGGUGCUGAUAACCCAGAGGAUAAGGCUGUACACCUACGAACAGAUCCCCCUCUUCCUCAGAGAAAACCCCUUCAUCACAGAUGGCUACAGGGCCCACCUGCCCUCCAAACUCUGCCUGAGGAGUAUUUUUAUGCUGUCCAAUGAGACUGUGAAUAUUUGGAGCCAUCUUCUGGGUUUCUUGCUUUUUUUCUACCUGGCGGUCAACGACCUCACCUCAGUACUGCCAGCCUCUGGAGUGAACAGAGAGGACUACGUCAUCUACGCUAUUGGACUCUUCUGCUUCCAGGUGUGCAUGUUAUGUUCUGUGGGGUAUCACCUGUUCUCAUGCCACCGAUCAGAGAAGACCUGCCGCCGCUGGCUGUCCUUGGACUACGCAGGAAUCUCUGUCGGCAUCCUGGGCUGUUAUGUGCCUGGGAUCUUCUACGCUUUCUACUGUAACGCUUUUUGGCGGCAGUUGUACCUGCUGACGGUGCUGUCGCUGAUCCUGGCCGUCUUCUGCGCUCAGGUCCACCCUCGUUACCUCAGCAACGACUGGAAACGGAUACGAAUGGCUAUCUUCUGCUGCGUGGCCGGCAUCAGUGUUGUUCCCUCCUGUCACUGGGUUGGGCUCAAUGGUGGAUUAUCCACUGAUGUUGUACAGUUGUUCCUGCCUCGCAUCCUAGUGAUGUACCUCAUAGCUGGAACUGCCUUCCUGUUCUACGUCACCAAGAUCCCUGAGCGCUAUUUCCCCGGCCAGCUGAACUACCUGGGUGCCAGCCACCAGGUGUGGCACGUGCUGGUGGUGUUGAUGUUUUACUGGUGGCAUCAGACGGCUGUUCACAUCAUGCAGUUCAGGCACAGCCGGUCCUGCCCCCGGACCAGCAGCAGCUAAGUGGAACUGAUCAAAUAAUGUCAUGUAAAGGCAAUCAGUUGCUGUCAGCAAACAUCAGUUAGAUCUUUUAAAAUUCAUGAAAUACUUCUUAACACUUAGCUGCUGGUUAUAAUGUGAUAGCUAAAAGGUAUACCACUGACUACCAGGAACUCUUGACUAUAAGCUGCAGAGGUGAAUGGUCUGCUAUAGCUUUCACUGACCUGUUGUUAAAGGCCAGUGUGUAAUCUACUGUCUCAUACAGUAGAUAUUAACUAAGCUACUGUAAAGCUAUAAUUCUUGUAACCACCAUAACCAUAAUAUUAAUGCAUGAAGCAAGAAUCCUAAUAGAAAAAAUACUACGGUUUGGUGUUUUUAAUCGAUGAUCAUGUUAUCUCAUGGUUAGUUUCUUUGUACAGAGAUAUUCAAAAGAACGACUGUACGGAUUUUUUUUAAUCAAUCAUAAUAGCCGGUGUGAGCAAUGAUCAUCUGAUUUUGUUACAUCUAUCAGCUCUUAUACGAUUGUAUGACUUUUUGUGAUGAAAGCGCAGAACAAAAAUCCUGAAACUGGAGAUUCAACUUAUGAACACUGUGAACUGUCUCUGGAAGAAAUAUUGUGUCACCACCUCAAGUAUUUUAACAUUUUGUUAAAGUUCAACAAUCAAUUAAUAUCUAAGAACAUUUGGGAACUUUAUUUUAGCCUUGUGUGUUAUUGUUCUUUUUUGUGGAAUUUUUAUUUUAUUUCUUUCGGUGUGUUUUGAACAAUUUUGAACAAAUCGUUACAAUGGCAAAUGCUGUAUCUAUAUAGUGGAAGCUCAUCUAAAUAACACAAAUACUAAUAGAGGUGAUUGGGAGUUUGGUUUUUGGAGCUCACUACAUUUUAAAAUGAAUAAUUUAAGCCAACGCUGUUUAUUUUAAAAAAAAAAUCAACCUGAGCCAGUAAAACUAUAAUCCUCAUUAGUCUAUUUAAAGUUGUUUUUUAAAUAAGGCCAGUUAAAGUGUUACCUUAAUCACAUUUAUUUUUAAUGUUGAGUGUUCAUUUUUUUUUUAACAUUUUACAAUCAUGUUAAAACUUUAUUUGCCUUAUUAACUUUGAGUGUUUCUACUGUAUACCCACAAACUGUUACAAUACGUUUUGGGGCAAUAACCCUCAGAAAAAAUUAUCAAACUCCGACCGAUUUCAUCUUUGCUGUUACACCACAAGGCCAGUAUGUUUUGUUUUCUAAAUGUAAUACCAUUUAGUGUUUGGAAUAAAUUAGGAAUCUGCUGCAGAGCUGGAAAUCAGGUGCUGAAAAAAGUGACUUUAUUUUGCCUUUUUGUGAAUGUGUGUUUUUAUUUUCUGAACUUGAAACCUCUAGUUAUCAAACUGCAUGAUCUUUUUUCUGAAUGAUCUCAUGAUUGUUUAAUCUCGUGAUUUCCUUAGACAUCAUUUGUAUGACAAAGCACUGGCACUGACUUUCAAAGUGUACAAUAUUUAUUUCAGUGCCUAUGUGAAAUUAUAUUUUUAAACAUUUUGAAUGAAUAAAGAAU
Notothenia coriiceps (black rockcod) is the source of this 2657-nucleotide messenger RNA. Its product is annotated as progestin and adipoQ receptor family member 3-like. The transcript has 7 exons. Gene Ontology annotation, molecular function: signaling receptor activity. NCBI's taxonomy places the organism in Eukaryota, Metazoa, Chordata, Actinopteri, Perciformes, Nototheniidae. The record is from RefSeq and is a predicted model, not a curated record. The coding region runs from base 150 to 1151 and encodes 333 amino acids. Gene Ontology annotation, cellular component: membrane.